Giardia duodenalis is the source of this 945-nucleotide messenger RNA. RefSeq names its product putative Exosome complex exonuclease. Bases 1 to 945 code for a protein of 314 amino acids. The transcript has a single exon. The record is from RefSeq and is a predicted model, not a curated record. Gene Ontology annotation, cellular component: cytoplasmic exosome (RNase complex); nuclear exosome (RNase complex). Lineage: Eukaryota; Fornicata; Diplomonadida; Hexamitidae. Gene Ontology annotation, biological process: nuclear polyadenylation-dependent rRNA catabolic process; U5 snRNA 3'-end processing; U1 snRNA 3'-end processing.
AUGAAUGCUAUCCCCCAUGCUCUCGAAAUACUGUAUACUGAUACACGGAUAGAUGGCAGAGGGAUUGGUGAGACGAGAGACAUCUCCCUUUCGUUCUUUACUGCGAGGGGGUCUGUACUGGUUGAAAAGGGGAAAACGAAGGUCGCUGCGUCUUCCAAGCUGGCAAUUCUAUCUGGGAAACAGCUCAGAAGCGGUCGUAUUACUGUCACGUGCAAUCUCCCUUCCGAAUUAAAGGAGACCAUAGAGCAUGUGAAUCUCGCAGACCUACUGAAUAACACCUUCGCAAGCGACCAGGUCGUCCCUAAGGAUACUCUCGUUAUAAUACCUGGCGCCAUGUACUUCGUCAUUCGCUGCUCAGUCGAGGUCCUCCAAGACGACGGCGGACUUCGGGAUGCGUGCAUCAUUGCAGCUGGCACAAGCAUCUAUCACAUGGGGAUCCCUAAUGUGCAGGCCUACCGCGGAUCCAGCAUUGACACGUGCAACAAGAAACAGGUUGAAGAGUUUACCACGCACAUCAUGGGGUUACCGAGGGACGAACUGGUCACCAUGAGAUAUAUACCGCUCUCUGUUACAUUUGGACACUUGGAUAAAAGAAGAAUAGGACUCUAUCAGCUCUCUUCAGCUGCAAACAUGGAAGAUAUCUCUGAUAGAGGCGAGGACGAACACAAGCAAGGGGCUGGCAUUCAGCACGACUACCUCAUAGACUGCUGCCGGGAGGAGCUAGAGCUCUGUGCAGGCUGCACAACCAUAGUCCUCGAUAAGUCAGGGCUCACCAACGGGCUCUAUAAACUGGCAGGCACACCGAUCAGCCCCUAUGAUUUGGUGCAGAUGACAGUGGAGGCCCACGAAGCCAUUCGACAUGCAUCUACAGACAUAGAAGCCGCCGUCAUUGCAGAUGUAGACGCCAGAAAGAAGGAGCUAGUGACAAAGGUCAAGGGCUAUUAA